This is a messenger RNA of Seriola dumerili (greater amberjack), 885 nucleotides long. It is a transcript of the gene ucmaa, whose product is annotated as upper zone of growth plate and cartilage matrix associated. Gene Ontology annotation, biological process: embryonic skeletal system development; regulation of osteoblast differentiation. Lineage: Eukaryota; Metazoa; Chordata; Actinopteri; Carangiformes; Carangidae. Gene Ontology annotation, cellular component: extracellular matrix. The record is from RefSeq and is a predicted model, not a curated record. Bases 35 to 433 code for a protein of 132 amino acids. The transcript has 6 exons.
AAUCCAGUACAGUUCUUGCCUUGGUCUUUUCAAGAUGUCCUGGACUCGAGUCUUUGUCCUCUCUCUCCUCACCACCCUCCUCAUCCUCACCUUUUCCCGUGUGGUGGAAAACGCAGCAGUACGGGACGACACAAAACCAGCCAAUCCUAGAGGUACGGCGCGACAGGUGUUCAUGCGUGGGUCGGACGCCUCCAACUUCUUCAGACGCCGCACUCGCCGCUCGACCCGAUACUAUGAGCUCGUAGCUGAGCAGAGGGUAAAGAUUGCAGCGAGUGAGCACAGGAGGGAGUACAACGAGGAGCAGAGGAAUGAGUACGAGAACUACGCCGAGGAGGACCGUGACGAGGUAAACGAGAGAUCGAGGGAGACAAACGAGCAGCUGCGAGAGUAUAACUACGAUGGCCUCUAUCCUCGCUACUACUGGUUCCACUGAGCAUACUCCGUCAAUGGAGCAGUGGUGACACUGCCAUCACCUUUACCAAAGGUGAUUCCUGACAUGUUGACAGCAAGUGCUACAGUUAUCGCCAUAUUUUUCCUACUUCAAUUUACAAGACAAAAAGUUCUUUCCUUUCGCUUCAUUUUUAUACACCCUAAACUGUGCAAUGUGUGUCUCCAUGUCAAACUGUAAAGUGUAUUCAAAGUGAACUCUUUGUAUUGUUAGCUAAACCUUAUCAUAUUAAAUGGAGGUUAUAUAUUUUGCAUGCUUGUUUUUACUGCCUUUUACAUGUACAUAGAAGCUACACAGUGUCCUUUAUGUCAGUGUGAUACAUUAGCAAUAACUCAACCUCUUAUAUAAAGAAUUGACUUGAUUUACCAGAGGGGGAUUAUAGUUUUAUAUUUGCUAAGAACCUGACUUUCUGACAUUUCUUUAAGUCAAAAUGACAA